Messenger RNA from Phaedon cochleariae (mustard beetle), 7500 nucleotides. The record is from the annotation of a GenBank genome assembly. Lineage: Eukaryota; Metazoa; Arthropoda; Insecta; Coleoptera; Chrysomelidae.
AUUGUUUUGUUUUUGUUCUUGUGAUUUUGUGGCCAGCUUUGAUGUUUGAUUGCUGGGGACUGCUCUGCUGCUGCUGGACUGGGAGUGGGACAGUUUUGUUUAGAACUGGCUCCUUCCUUAAGUUCUGCAUGUGCUGCUCUCCUUCCAUAAAUAUAUUGAAUGGGGGGAUUCCAUUCGAACCACGAACUAUGCGAGUUUCGUUUUCGUUCGAAUCAAUCGAAUCCCCGCUCAGUUUAAUUCAAUGCUAGUGUGUGUUAUGUGGGGUUUUCCUGUGAGAUGAUGUGAUCGUGCUUUGUGUUUAACCCGUUUUCUUGAAAAUCAAUUAAUCAAAAAUUACACAAACAUAUUCCCAAAAUGGUUCAACUGGAUUUUUCAUCAACCGGAUCCCUUCCACAAAAUGGGGUUGAAGACAUGACAAGGCUUACCAUUUUAGAUGAAGAAGUAAUCAAUAAGAAUCUCAGGGCAAGAUAUGAAAAUGACAAAAUAUAUACAUACACGGGCACAAUACUCGUAGCUGUUAAUCCUUACAAGUACGUUGACAUCUAUACCCAAGCCUACGUGGACCGCUACCGCGGCAAGAAGCAGCGCGACCUCGAGCCGCACGUCUUCGCCCUGGCCGAGGCCGCUUAUUCCUCGCUGCAGACCGACUCGCCGGCCAGCGGCCACGUCAACCAGAGCCUGGUCAUCAGCGGCGAGAGCGGCGCCGGCAAGACGGAGUCGACGCGCUUCAUCCUGCAGUACCUGUGCUCGGUGACCAGCGGCGUGUCCGCUUGGGUGGAGCAGCAGAUCUUGGAGGCGAACACCAUCCUCGAGGCUUUCGGAAAUGCAAAGACAGUACGAAACGACAAUUCCAGUAGGUUUGGCAAAUUCAUGCAAGUUUGUUUUGAUUCGAGAUGGAUGAUUGCUGGAUGUAUCAUCCAGGAUUACUUGCUGGAACAGUCUAGACUCACAUUUCAAGGACCAGGAGAAAGAAACUAUCGUGUUUUUUAUCAGCUAGUGGAAGAAGCCAAAUAUGACAAUGAACUCGCUAGUCAACUAUUUCUAAGAGAAGCCAAAUUCUACAACUAUCUCAACCAGUCGGACUGCGCGAGCAUAGAGGGAGAUUCAAAAAGACUGGAUAGCUUAAGAUUAGCCUUUAACGUGUUGCAAGUGCCAGCGAACAAGUGCAAUGGCAUCUUUCAAACUCUGUCGGCCAUUUUGUGGUUGGGAAAUUUGACAUUUGAGGACAUCGACGGCGAGCGGUGUCAACUUACCAAAGAAGAUGAAAGUAUUAUAGAAAUAUUAUCAAAACUCUUAGGAUUAGAUAUGGAAAAUAUUAAGCAAGUCGUUUUGCUGAGACAAAUUAACGUUAGGGGUAACAUUACGGAGAUACCUCUCAAGCUACAAGAGGCAAGGGAGAAUCGUCAUGCGAUGGCGAAAGCAUUGUAUUCCAGAACUUUUGCUUGGUUAAUAAAUCAUAUUAACAAUUGCACAAAUCCCGGACAAGAUUCUAGACGGUUUCUGGGAGUUUUGGAUAUUUUUGGAUUUGAAAACUUUGCUGUGAACUCUUUUGAGCAAUUGUGUAUCAACUACACAAACGAAAAGCUGCACAAAUUUUUUAAUCACUAUGUUUUCGCGUUGGAACAAGAAAUUUAUUCUCAAGAGGAAAUUCAAUUCAACCAUAUAUCGUUUACGGACAAUACUCUUUGUUUAGAGUUGUUAGAAAAACCUCCGAGAUGUAUUUUAAGGCUGUUAUCUGAACAAUGUCAUUUACCCAGAGGUUGUGAUGCAUCUUUCAUAACAAAUUCACACACUGAAUUUGAAAAUCAUGAGAGAUAUGUGAAAGGUGACGAUCGUAGGAUGUGGGAAACCGAAUUCGGAAUAAGACACUACGCCGGCUGCGUCACAUACAAAAUCAAAGGCUUCGUCGACAAAAACCGCGACGUCCAGCAAGACGUCUUCUUCGACAUAAUAUCCAGGAGCUCCAACGAGCUCGUCCAAGAGCUCAACACCUACCAGGACCUGACGACGUCCAUCGCUCAAAGGGUGAGCGUCAACCUGAACGGACUGUCGACGGUGUCGCGGGGCACCAGCAAGGGCAAGCCCACCGUUUCGGACACGUUCCGGCACCAGCUUCAGGCGCUGGUGGACGUGUUGCAAUCCACGACGCCGUGGUACGUGCGGUGCAUCAAGCCGAAUAUUCACAAGAUGCCUGAUGACUAUGACGAUCAGCUGGUGUUGGAUCAGCUCAAGUACUUGGGGAUGUUGGAUAUAAUCAGGAUCCGUAAAGAAGGCUUCCCGAUUCACAUGAGCUUCGAGGAUUUUGUCAUGCGGUAUCAUUGUCUUUCCAAAAAUCGUCUUCCACCUGACAUGAUCAAAGCUUGUCAGAAUCUCAUAGAAAGUCACAAUAUACCAAAGACUGAAUGGCAACUGGGCAAAACCAAAGUUUUUAUGAGAUCUCACAUACAUGAACCAUUAGAAGAAGCCAGGAAUAAUCUAGUCAGAUCACGCGCCAUCCUCAUCCAAAAAACCUACAGGAUGUACGCCCAAAGAAAAGAGUACACGAAAAUUCGACGCGCCAUCCUCCGAAUCCAGCACGCCUAUACAGGCUGGCGCAUGCGCAUCGACUUUUUGAGGCGCAGGCGCGCCGCCAUCGUCAUCCAGAGCCACCUGCGCGGCGUCUUUGCCAGGGAGGUGGCGGCCGCGUUGAGGGAGAUGCGGCGCGUGGAGGAGGAGAUGCGCAAGCGGGAGAAGAUGGAGGAGGAGCGCAGGCAGCGCGAGGCGGAGAGGAGGGAGGCGGAGGAGAGGAGGGCGGAGGAGGAGAGGAGGAUAGCAGAGGAGGGUGGGGAUGGGGGAUUGUUGCCGCCGCCACCGCCGCCGUCAGCGUUUGGCGAGGAGGAUUUGGAUAGGAGCGAAAAGAUGGCUCAACAGGAAAUCGCGACUCUGACCCACAUGGCGGAGCAGCUGAAGCACAACAGGCCGGAGACGGCCGCCGAGUCUGUCGAUCUCGACAACCUGUUCGCCUUCCUGUCCGAUGUGCAGCCGGCCAAUCACAACCAGAUCAUCGACGAGAUCGGCGAGAAGAUGGACGAGCUAAUCGAGGAUUUGGACGUCGAGCUAGAGACGGUCAUCCAGCAGGAGCUGGAAGGCUUAGCGCAGGAACAACAACAGCCGACCCCGCCCAAGCUGGGCCUGCCCACGCUGCCCGAACCCACCGGCCCGCCGCCGCCUCCGCCGCCCCCCGCCUUCCAGAACGGCCAUCAGGACGACAAGCCGACGAUCGUCGGCGAGAUCCCGAAGGCGGCCAGCGACGAGCCCAUCUACGAGGCGGUGCUGCCGCGCGAGGAGGCGGCUCCGCCGGUGUGCGUGUCGCCGCCCCCGCUGCCCGCUCCGCCCCGCCUGGGGGGAGGGACGCCCGAGGGGACGCCCGCGGUGUCGAGGUCGAACAGCGGCGUGCACCCCAAUUGGAGAUACUCCCAGUCCCACGACAACCAACAACAUCAACUCCAACCGUCGCAAGACCUGCAAGGCAACACCGAGAGAGAGCAGAGACGCAAAUUCCGCGUGGAGAAGAAACUCCAAGAGCUGAACGACAACACCGAAAAGGACAAUUCGCACGUCGACGAAUUGCACCACGACAUGGUCGAAUUCGCCAACAACUAUUUCAACGCUCACGAAAAGAGCCCGGAAGGGACGAUAAUCGCGACGUUGACCAGGAAGAGGCAGAGCUCCGAGUUGAUUCCCAAAUACGAGAUGGUGACCUACUACAAGGGGAACACGAUACCCAACUCGCACAUUCACCUUUACGAUCCCGAUAAUGUCAAUGUCGCUUGCAGCAUAUUCAGGGACUUGAACAAGUACAUCCGCGGAGAGCUGAACGGCGAACGCGAACUCCAGGUCAUCCAGUCCAUCGUCGGUUACGCUCUAGAGAGGGAAGAACUCCGAGACGAGGUCUACGUCCAGUGCAUCCGACAGGGCACUAAUAACCCGAGCGCCGAGGGCACCGAACGGGUCUGGCUGUUUCUGUGCCUUUGCGUGGUUUCCUUUCCGCCGUCCAAGCUGUUGUACCGGUAUUUUUUGUCGUUUCUGCGGAAGAAUCUCGCGCUGCCUGGGAGGAUCAGUCAGUACGUGCAGUGGUGCUUGGACAAUUGCAAUAACAAUAAGGUGACUGUUAGGGAGCACCCUCCGUCAUCAGUCGAAGUUGCGGCGAUGAAGAGGUUAGGCACGAUCGUAUGCAGAUUCUUCUUCCUUGAUGGUCGUACCAAGGCCAUCGAUGUCCAUCCCACCGACACUGCCGGCGACGCUGCCAGGAAACUGGCGGAACGUUUGGGGCUGAGAAAUCUGGACGGUUGGGCCAUAUAUCAGAGCAGGCCUGACGGGGAAGAACAUGUCAGGGCCCACCAUUAUCUUUACGAUAUAAUUGCACAAUGGGAAUUGAAUCAAAAUAAAUUGGUGCCGUCUAGCGGUUUAGCGACAUUGAGUAGAAGAAGUGCACAAGCAGUGAGUGGUGGAGAAAAUCGCUUCAUCUUCAAAAGAAGAUUGUUCAAAUCUAGUCGAGAACUCAGUCAAGACCCAGUCGAAGUCAAUUUACUUUAUGCUCAAGCUGUACAUAGUGUUGUUAAGUGCGACGAUUUUCCUGUAACCGAAAAAGUCGCCCUCCAGCUGGCCGGCCUCCAAGCUCAAGUCGCCCUCGGCAACCCCAAAGACAACAACAAGCUCGAGUACUACACGGACCUCGACACGUACCUGCCGUACCGCAUCAGCCGGACGCGCGGAGACGACGUCUGGGUGCCCAUCAUCGCGCAGGCGCACCGGCAGUACGGCGCUAACCGCACCGAGUUGACGGCGAAGGCGCUGUACCUGUCCUGCGUCAUGCAGUACCCGCUGUAUGGUACUACGAUGUACCCGGUCACGUAUCGCGGGUACUGGUCGUACGGCAACGCUUUGACGUUGGGUGUCAAUUUCGAUGGGAUCAUGUUGAUCAAGAACGAUGACAAGUUUGUGCUGAGCGAGUUUCGGUAUCAGGACAUCGAGAGCAUCCUGCUCGACCCGAGCGACAGCUUCGUCACCAUCACCCUGCAGAGGCACCUCAGCGACAACAACCACAAGUGCUACGUGUUCGAGACGGCGCAGAAGAGCGAGAUCGGCUCGCUGAUCGCCAGCUAUUGCCCUUCGUUGGCCGGCUGGCUCGCCGAAAACGAGACGCCGCUCAAGAGAGCCAAGGCCAUCACGAACGAGGACCGCGUGCGGCUGUACCACAACCUGGUCAACUGUCGCAGGGCUCUCGUGGACCACGACGUGCUCCGCAAACCCACCGACUCAUCGGGCAGCUUCCUGAGGAACACGCUGCGCCGGCUGAGCAAGCACAAGCUGGACAAGCUGCGGCAGGAGAACGGCGGCGGGGACACGGGGGAGACCUACAAGGGGUUCCACUACGCGUUCUGGGCGUUCAGCAGGCAGCCGCUGCCGCAGAGCAUCAGCAGGAUACCGGAGGCGGACGAGCAGGUCAUGUUGCAGGUGUUCCAGAUCAUUUUGACUUAUGCCGGGCUCGGGCAGAACGGCGAGGUCAUUCGAAGGGUGGAAGACGAGCACGUCACCCUGCUGCAGACCAUCCUCGAGCGGUGCAUGCGCAAGGAGACGCUGCUGUGCGAGCUCUACCUGCAGCUGAUCAAGCAGACCACCGACCACCCCGACCCGAACUCGCGGGUCAACCUGCGCCACUGGGCGCUCCUCUCGCUGGCCUGUUCGGUCGUGCUGCCGCCCAACAAGGCUGUGAGGCGGCAUCUCAUCGCCCACCUGAAGAGAUGCAGCUCGGAUUUCGUGACAGAGGAGGGCAAGUACGCGCGAUUCGCGGAAAAGUGCUUGGGCAAGACGCAGGGCACCCGGAGGCGGCAGUGGCCGCCCUCGCGCGAGGAGAUCCUGUGCACGAUCAACAGGCGGCCGGUGUACGCCCGGUUCCACUUCAUGGACGGGCAGUACCAUUCGGUGGAGUUCCAUCCGUCGGCUACGGCGAAGGACGUGCUGGAGGUGGUCAGGGACAAGAUCGGGCUCAAUCAGGAUGCCAAAGGUUAUGCGAUAUACGAGGUCCUCGGGAGCUCGGAGAGGAGUUUGGCCGCCGAAGAGAAAGUGACGGACGUAAUGGCCAAAUGGGAGAGGUACAGAGCCGCCUCGGCAGCGACCAACGCCAACAGUACCGGGACAGCCAAGAGGGCCAGGCCUCAGCACCAUUUCUUCCUGUUCAAGAAGCAUUUGUUCAUGGACAACUUCAUCAAUUUGGGCGAUCCGGUGGAGAAGGAACUGCUCUACCAUCAGGUUCUGCACGACUUGAGGGGCGACCGGUUUCCUAUCACGGAUAAAGAAGCUAUGAUGUUGACUGCUUUACAAGCCCAACUAGAACUAGGCGACUUGGAUGAGACGAUCCACGACUACAGGCCCAUAGCUUCUCAUUGCUUGCCCGCCCGGAUGGUACCUACUUUACCGAGCGAGGGGGUGCAAAUGCAUCACCAGUCGCUGCGAGGGAUGACUCCCUCCGAGGCCAAACAGGCCUUCCUCAAUCUCAUCCAGAGUUGGCCUCUGCAUAAGGCGACGAUAUUCGAUGUCAUGCAAUCGUUCACAUCAAACUGGCCGCGAGUGCUGUGGCUGGCGGUGGAUCAAAAAGGCCUCCACUUACUCGAACACCGGUCCCGCAACGCUCUCUGCACGUACGACUACGGCAGCAUCCUCAGCUACUCGCCUGCCCUCAACUGUCUCAUGAUCAUCACGGGCAGCGACAGGAAACAGAGCAAGGUAAUACUGACCACGGCCCAGGCGUUCCAAAUAGCCACCCUGAUCAAGGAGUACAUGGAGGUGUUGCACGGCAACGCCGUCGAGCUGCGAAGGGCGGACCUGCCCAAGGGCAGGCAGGUGGGCGGCCUGCACCAGACCGCGCCGCUGGUGCCGCCCCAGCCCAGCUAGAAGAGGGUCACUUUCGCGGACCAGUUGGACGGCGGCGGCCGUUGAUUCGCAUUCGUCCUCCCGUGAAGUAGCUUUGAGGUGUAUGUGGAGGUAUGGAGAUAUCAAGCGUCUAACUACGCCAUUUCUAUCGGCAGCUCUCUGAAUUCUCGUGCGUACAUGACAUUACUCACAAGACGCGAUAUUUGCGAGAUGCAGAUUUCAUGUAAGCGAAUGAUUGAGUUAACUGUAUAUACGACUACCGAACCUGCGCCUCAAGUAGUUUACCGAAAAAUAUACUUUCUUGGUAGUAAGUCAAUUCAAGCCAAGUUAGGUUAGAUUGUUUGUUCGGAAAUUCAGAGAGCAACUGAUGAAUUUUUUAUAGUUAGACGCUCAUAUGGAGAUAUCGCCGUGCAUACGAAACAACUGGGAAUUACAGUUCGAUUUUGGAAUAGUAGUUUUUCUAUUCGGCGUCUCUAAUCAGUCCAUUAUGACACCCGAAUUCUCAUUCAAUCAGAUACGAGAUGUUCUUGUUGAAAAAUGAGCCCUUUCGGAUAUGAUGAUCUGCUAAGUACAAUGAAACAUAAAAUA